GUCGCGGCGCACGUGUUUUGUCCUUUGGCGCGGAUGUGACUUCGAGUCCUUAUCGCAGAUUGUGAACUUCGCCUCGAAAGGAUAUCUCGCAGUUGCCGGUCUCACAGGUUUUGUCAACUCGUGCGCGUCGACACUGAAAGAAUAGUAAACGAUCGAUCGGGUUUAAUUUCGCUCAGUGUAAUGUUCUUGAAGCAAAAGUGAAGUUUUCAAAUUGGUGGCCGCUUUAUGCGGCCAGUGAAAGAUAUUAACCCAGCCUGACCAAAAGCCAAUAAAAUACUGAAAAACUGAGAUGUUAAAAAAAUAAAAUUAAUGGAUUUAGCUCUGAAACCUAAAAAUUGCACUUCAAACAUGAUUGAACCUACAUCCUCUAUGAAAACAAUUGCAGUAAUGUGAACCGAAAUAGCAACGUUUGAGGGCUAAAAUUACAGACAAACAACCGCCUUUGAGGUGAAUAAUUAUAAAUAAUUAAAAUCAAGGAUAACCAACCAGCCAGUUAGAGGGAUCAUGGCCAUGGAAGGGAAAUGUUUCGGCUGCAUCAUUACACCAAUCCUCGUGAUAAUGAUUAGCAUUUCGAGAGCUUGGACAAUGCAGCAACAGCACUUGAGUCCUGCCACCCAAGAGCUUCCUGGAAUUAAGUCAUUAUCUCAUCUCGUGGAGGGCAGUAACAACCUGUUGCCCAUAGUUUCUGCACCAUCGACCAAUGAUAAUGAUUACGUUUACAUUGCGUCUGUCAAUAGUAAAUUUCCGCAGUUCGGAAACUCCCUGGAUGAGGAGCAAGAGGCCGAGGAGCAGCAGCCAGACGAGACCACUUAUCCGCCGCCCGUUUUCGAUUUCGGAAUGCCCAGAAACAUUACGACCAGGACGGGACACACAGCGGCCAUCAACUGCCGCGUUGACAAUCUGGGAGAUAAAUCGGUAUCCUGGAUAAGAAAACGCGAUUUGCACAUUCUGACUGCAGGCAUUUUGACCUACACAUCUGAUGAGCGUUUCAAGGUGGUGCGGACCGCCGACUCCAAGGAUUGGACAUUGCAUGUGAAAUAUGCCCAGCCACGUGACAGCGGCAUCUACGAAUGCCAAGUGAAUACGGAGCCAAAGAUUUCGAUGGCAUUCCGCCUGAAUGUCAUAGCCACGCAGCCAGAUGCCAAGGCGAUUAUUGCCGGGCCGACGGACUUGUACGUCAAAGUGGGCAGCAGCGUUAUACUCACAUGCCUCGUAAAGCAACCGGCCACUUCGGCCCAGGAUAUUGGGCCAAUUUACUGGUAUCGUGGCCCCUACAUACUGACACCCUUCGUGGCCCAUCCGAAUGACGCGGCCAUCGAUUUGCAGCGCAUCUCCAUGGAGUCCACGUUGUCAGAGAAGCUGCAGAGCAGAUUACGCAUCGCCAAUGCUCAGCUGCUGGACACGGGCAACUAUACGUGCAUGCCGACCACAGCGGAAGCGGCCAGCGUGGUGGUUAAUGUCAUCAAUGACGAGAGCCCCGCAGCAAUGCAAAAGAGCAGAGCCAUCCGAACAAGUGGCAGCAGUCGCAACAGUCGACUGGUCCUCCUCCUAGCCAUGGUGGCCAGUUCUGUCGUACGAUGGCUUAUUGGUGGCUGCCACAGCGGUAGUAACAUCUGCCGGCAUUCCUGCUCGAAUUUAUCCACUCUGCAUAUCAAUUAUUGCAACCUGCAUGCAAAAAUCACCAGCCACUUGGAGCCGAAUCGAUGUUUGGGGGCAUCUCUGGCGGAGUCAUGAUAAUUAAGUACUUGCCACUUUUAAAAAACCAAAACCAUUUCAUCUUGUAUAUAAAACUGAAUUCAUAGUUAAGCAUCAUGUUUUGUGUAAAUCCAAAUAAUGUGAGAUGGGAAAAACGCUGUACUGGUACUGUACACUUUGUGGAAUAUAAUUAGUUUAUUUUACUGCUUCACCCGGCCAGAUUUCAUCGUUCGGUUUAUGAAAAUUGUUUGAAAUGUUUUGAAGACAUUUUGAAUUUCUGCAUUUAUCCAGGAUUGAAGUGGUUUCCCAUCUGGCAGACAGUAAACUAAACUAUAACUAUAUUUAAUGCUAAUUUUUAUGCCUAGCAUAAAUAUUUAUGUAACAAUAAAAAUAAAAGAUGGUGCCCAAGUAAUUAUCGAAUGUAAUAUUAAACGAAACUACGCCCGAUAAUGGCAUUGCAUAGCAUUGUUAAUUACAGAAUGCAAAUAUUAUUAUUCGGGUAUUUUCUGUUAUUGCAAUUAGCUAAUUAUAUUUGUCACUGUGAAAACACCUGAAAACUAAUUGAACUCAACUCUCAUUAAAGCGACAGGCGCUGAAAAGCAGUAAUAAAAAAAAAAACAGUUUGAAAUUGCGUUAUCUGAAAAAGAAAAACAUGAAAAGGCCACAAUUAAUUUAACUUCAAUUUAGUUAUAGGUAUUCAGUGCGCAAAAUGAACGAUUUGUAACCAUAUAUAUAUCGAAUUUCUCAAUGAGAAAAUAAUAAAAUGUAUUUUGUUGAAAUAAAAUCUUGAUUUUAACCACCA
This is a messenger RNA of Drosophila eugracilis, 2497 nucleotides long. RefSeq lists its product as uncharacterized. Gene Ontology annotation, biological process: synapse organization. The transcript has 8 exons. Bases 505 to 1734 code for a protein of 409 amino acids. NCBI's taxonomy places the organism in Eukaryota, Metazoa, Arthropoda, Insecta, Diptera, Drosophilidae. The record is from RefSeq and is a predicted model, not a curated record. Gene Ontology annotation, cellular component: neuron projection membrane.